AUGGCUUCUACUUCUUCUUCUUCUUCUACACUUCCUUCAGAUAUAAUUUUCGAGAUAUUAACUCGAACUUCGUUAAAAACAUUAGAUACAUGCAAGUCCGUCAACAAGCAGUGGCACAAUUUGAUUUCUGAAUCAAGUUUCAUGCCACAGUUUUGCGAGAAAAGUCAUAAUAUUUCAGGGUAUUUUGUUCAGUCUUUGUCCAGAAGCAAGCACGUAACCGAGUUCGUAUCACUGAAUGGAUGUUCGGGAAAAACUCCAUUGUAUCUUCCAAUGGAAACUAUAAAACCGAAAGAUAAAAUUUUCAACUACGACUGUGACAUUAAGAUUGAAGCUUCUUCAAAACAAGGAAUAUUAUGUUGUCUUAGAAGAAUAAAGCACAAGUAUAGGUACUAUGUGUGUAAACCUAGUACCAAGCAAUGGGUGAAACUUCCUAAUCCUAAGAUGCGUUAUUCUACUGUCAAACUAGCUCUCAUUGUGCUGAAAUCAAACCCAUUGAACUUCAAGAUAAUUAGGUUAUCGUCGACUCGUACUGUUUAUCAUCAUUAUAUCAAUCUGGGACUUGAUUACUAUCGUAGCGAAGUUUUUGAUUCGGAAGCUUGGGAGUGGAGGAAAAGAAAAGAUAUAUUGUUCCCUCAAGAAAUUUAUGUUGACAUGUUCACUCCAACAGUAAAUGCAAGUGGUUUGGUUUACUUUAAAUUAGGAGAUGAUUUAGUUAUGGCUCUGAAUUAUAAUGGAGAAGAAGCUUUUCCAAGAUUUUCACUUCCAAAACCUGCAAUGGAGUACAAAAAUUAUGGAUAUAAUCAACUUGUGGAGUAUAAUGGGAAGUUGGGGUUUACUUGUUUGUCUCCAAAAGGGAUGGAGCUUUGGAUUUUUGAGAAUGGAAACCAAAGUUGGGAGUUGAAAAAGGAAGUUGAGAUUGAAACUUUAAAGAAAGUCACAAAAUAUCCAAGGCUAGUUGGGUUUUAUAAUGCGGACAUUGCUUUGAUGAUUGAUUAUUAUGAAGUUAUUUUCUAUAAGUUGCAGGAUAAGAGUUUUAACAAAGUGAAAUUGAAUAAAUGUCGCAUUCAGGAGACUUUGGCCCACAUAUUGACAGCUUGCACUGGACUUGCUCAGGUGGUUUCAGCUCAGGCCGCACAUGCCACUUCUCAGGCCGGGGGAGGAACUCAUACCCCUGUUUUCCGUACUCCAGACCAAGUAGUACAGGAAAUUCAUAUACCGGGAGCACUACCAGCCCAACCGGUAGCAGCUGCUUAG
Molecule: messenger RNA, 1254 nt
Organism: Nicotiana tabacum (common tobacco)
Lineage: Eukaryota; Viridiplantae; Streptophyta; Magnoliopsida; Solanales; Solanaceae
Source: RefSeq, a predicted model, not a curated record